UGAAAAGUGAGAAGCAAGGAAGUAUUUUCUUUCUAUAUUUUUUUAUUAUUUUUUUGUUUGUUCUUCCGUUCUCUUUACCAUUGAAGGCUCUCUGGCCGGCACUCGGAAGUCGGGACUCCGCCACACCCGCUUGCACCAGGGUUAGAAGGAGGAAUCCAAAAUGCCAUUUGCAUUGUAAAGAAGCUAUGAGGAACAAUGAUGGAGAAGUGGAACGAAAGGAGAGCAUUCCCAGCCUUGAUACCAGAUUCAAUCAGACCCUUAGAAGUGUUCAAGGACUGGUUCAAGGUCGCAGUUUCCCUGGAAAAGUUUUGCUAAGCCGGAGAUCAGAGUCACUGAAAGAUUCUAGCUCAGCUGAAAAUCCUCUGGACAUUGAAAGGAGUCGAUCAGAAGAUGAUUUCAGGUUAGGUGAACAUACGGACACGUCAUUUGAGGGCGAACUUCAAAGUACGAGCAAGGUAACAAAUGAGACGACCAUUAGUAAACCACCAUCCUCCAUUACAAACAUGGAGAGUACAUCCAGAGAGGCUCAGAAGCUCAUGUUUGGGGCUAGAGCCACUGAUUCUGCGAGGGUUAUGAAGUUCACAAAGGAACUCUCUGGAUCAACUGUCAUAUUAGGUAUUUGCUUUUCUUUGUUCUCUAUUGUCUGCUUUGCUUCCUUGUUUCUGACCUUGAAAAACCUUUAUAUUUGCAGAUAUCAGAUUUUUUUUUUCCCGUUUUUAAGGGGCCUUAAUAUAUAUAAUUUAUUUUUGCCUUUUUAGACAGACAUAAUAAAGAAUUAAAGAUCAUAGUGUCGCAAGUUCAUGGUAUCAAAAAUUGAGCCAACCGAUAGUUGAAUUAUCACCUUCGCCAUGAAUCCUGGGACAAUUCAUACAUCCUCUUAGUUCUAUAUAUAUCAUACAUAUAUUGUUUGAAACUUGGGGUGAGGGAAGCUUUCAUAAUCACUCUAGGUCCAUAAAACUGGAUCAUGUGCUAAACAUAGUUUAUGUACAUAAACAAUUAGAAGAUCUAGAUUUUGAAUGGGUCCUGACUCCUGACUACUUGCUAAUGGGUUUCUAAUCACCUAGAGCCACUAUGUAACACAUAGAAACCAGAACCGUAGUGAAGUUGAAGUGACCAGAACUGAAGAGAAAGUGAUAAACAGUAAUCUGGAAUUCUGGAUUUCAGAUUUAAACUAAAAUAUAAUGGAUUGCUCUAUAUAUUCAGGUAUAGGAACAGAAUAACAGAAACUGAAAUUAAUCUAAGGGUCUACUCUCAAGUUUCAGGAGAAUCCUAAUUGAAUUAGGACCUUUCUAAAUAGGAAAUUGAUGGCAGUACUUGGAUCAAAAGCAAACAACAAUUCCAGAUUUACAGUAGAUCAGAAAUCAGAUUUAAGGGCAGAACAUAUUUUGAUUUAGGAUCUGAAACAGGGUUUAAACAUUAACUUAUUGCAGUAAUAACAAUUUCAGAAACUCAGGAAUCCUAACAGAAUAGGACUCUGUUAUGAUCUGACACAAAGUUUAGCUUUUGAAACCAGGAAAAAACUCAGAAUAACAUCCGAUUAUAUGACCUGAAGUUAGAGUUGAAAUCUGAGCAAUAUUAAGCAAGAAACAAGGAUUUAGUGUGCGCAGGAAAUUAAGGUUAGAACUGACCUGUUGCAAAGUAAGAAAUGAAGAAAAUAUAUGACCUGAGCUUUCCUGCUCAAGCCUUGACCAGCAUCCCACUGAUCAACCCAGCAUCUACCAGGCAGCCACUGCAUCUCACGACUAUAAAUCUGAAUCUCACUGAUUUUAUUGGUAGAAACCAAGCUUUAUUCAACAUAAAAUUCAUAUCUUGGGCCUGUGGGCAUCACAUGUUUUAUAGAAACAAUUGACUUCUUAGAUACAAUUGGACUUGGAAUAUGAACACAUCCAACAACAAUUGACAUUUUGGACUGCUUAAUGACAGCUGUCCAGCCUUCUAAAGACAAAAGAAAAUACAUCAACAUAAGUUCCACAAUCUGGUUUUGAAGAGAACCAGAAAACUGGUUCAGACCAUUCCAAGACUAGACCAAGCUAAACCGCAGGCCUAUUCUGGCCUGUUCUUCAUCCUCCUGCAAGCAUACUUGUGAAGGAACCUGGAUUCUGCAUCUAUUGCAGUUAAUCUAGUUGAUCAGCAUCUGGUCACCAAAAUGUUGGCUGAAUCUUACGACUUUGGUUCUUUGUUACGGCAAUGACAGAUUAAUAUAAAGAGAAGAUAAAUGAAAAACAGGAGCUGGGCUAGGAUUUCCCACAAAUCUGCAUGAAACAGCCACCCCAACCACAAAUCCUAUGCAACUACCUGCAAAUUUACCCUAUGAUGCAGGAACAUCCUAAAGAAGAAUUCUACGAGUAACCAUUGGGUCAGUUCGGUGUUUGGGAGCAUUGUAUUCCAGAAAAUUAGUUAUUUUGCCACUGUUCUUAGAGCUUUAUUUUGGAGACCAAAACUUCUCGCUUUGAUUGCUCUUGGUUCUGUUAAAAGGCUUAUCCAUUUACUUUCCUAACAUAAUCAAGAUCUUCCACUUCCAAGUUGUAUUUGUAACGUUAUAGCCAUUUUAGAUUAGGUGUCACUCUGUGAUGUGAUAUUUGUUUUGGAAAGUUUAAUUAGAUUGUAGCCUUAUUUGUGUUAUUUCUUAAGUUGGUAGUUUAUUAUGGGAAAAAGAAGCUACCCGCUUGCGUUCCCCCACACCCUGACACAGCAGGGUGCAGAAAGACCAUGCUGCCUCUGCCCCACCAUACACUGAAGAUGCUCCCGUGCUCCCUUCCAUUGGCCAACACACUGCCAUGUUCCUGUGCCAGCAGGGUCGCGUUCUUUUUCCCUUUAUUUAUUUACAAUCCUUUUUUCCCCAUAAAACUAACGUUGCCCUCCAAUGAUUCAUCCAAACCCAUAUCCGGCUGAGGCGCAGUUGGCACUAUCGAGCUCUAAUAUCCACAAAGGCAGUCAAAACAUACAUCGAUGAUAAUGCAAAUGCAGCCCUAAUAACUUAACCAUGAUUGAAUUGCCAAUCCUAAAAGAACCAGUACUUGCACCACCAACAACAUCAUCAACAACAAACAACUCACCAUAUUGUUACUCUUUCAAGCUCAACUUGAAAAAGAAGUUUGUUCUGAAAUCCCUACUGCAUUUUGGUCUCGGAAAACACAUAUUGUUACUCUUCCAUAUGAAGAUGACUUUUCUGAAAACCGAAUUCCCACAAAAGCUCUGGCAGCUCAAAUGCUUGAUCAUUUAAGGGAAACCUGUCAGAAGAAGAUUUCUGAACUCCUUGCUAAAGGUCUUAUUAGACCUAGUAAAUCUCCCUAGAGUUGCACUGCCUUUUAUGUAAAUAAUAAUGCUGAAAUUGAACGUGGUGCACCUAGACUUGUGAUCAACUAUAAACCUUUAAAUAAGGUUCUUAAAUGGAUUCGGUACC
Molecule: messenger RNA, 3403 nt
Organism: Macadamia integrifolia
Lineage: Eukaryota; Viridiplantae; Streptophyta; Magnoliopsida; Proteales; Proteaceae
Exons: 4
Coding region: 186-758 (190 amino acids)
Source: RefSeq, a predicted model, not a curated record